Molecule: messenger RNA, 965 nt
Organism: Pocillopora damicornis (cauliflower coral)
Lineage: Eukaryota; Metazoa; Cnidaria; Anthozoa; Scleractinia; Pocilloporidae
Product: DNA-binding protein RFX2
Biological process (GO): regulation of transcription by RNA polymerase II
Molecular function (GO): DNA-binding transcription factor activity, RNA polymerase II-specific; RNA polymerase II cis-regulatory region sequence-specific DNA binding
Source: RefSeq, a predicted model, not a curated record
AAUUAAAGGGUUAAGGCUUUCUAGAUCAUUGAAGAUAGGCCGACGUGACAAAGCAGAAGGUCAGACAAAAUACGCCCCUAUACUGCAACAUAUAUUGAUACCUGAGAAUUCAACCCAAGCCAGGAUUCCAAUGCUCAUGGCGACGCGGGGCUACUUUAGCUCGCAUAUAAAUCUAAAUAACGGAUCAUUACGCGCAUUUUUGGAACACGGACUGACUACCCCACCGCCUGAACGAAAGCGCAAGCACUCGCCGCUCUUGAAACACUGCCAGUCACAACCAAGCAGGCCAAGUGAAUUUCAAACGCGUCGAGGAAUGGAUGUAUGGGGUUGCAUGAAUGCAAGGCGUAGCAAGUUUGGUUUUGAUGCCUCACAAAACUACUGGUACAAGAUGCUCUGUGAGCUCAGCUUCUACAGAAGUUGGCGCAAGAGAGAAGAGUCCUUCACUUUCUAACCCUUCAGAAACAAAGGCGAAAGAAGGUCAACAAACUAACACCUGCUCACAACAUCCAGGCAUUAAUCCACCGGAUGAUGGAAAAAACAGCUCUAGGCCUCCAGCUACCAACAUUAGAGAUCUGUUUCUAUCAUUUGACAAAGUGCCAAUAGUUCUCAGCAGCAGUCAUGCAUCAGCAGCACAAAAAUCCACAUGCCUGGUUCAGGAUGGAGAUCGCUACAUAUUUUUAGUGGAGGACAACAAGACUUCUAGAGCUAGCUCACUCUGUCAGGGAUCUGGCACUAGGAAUACAAAGCCCUCUGAUGAAGAGUCAGAGAAUCCAGAGCAGGAUGAAGAAGGAGAAGAUACUGAAUUUUCAGAUGGAGGAUCUGAGGCAUCACUUGAAGAUGUGCGUCAGCAUCAUGGAAUAAUCAAGACUCAGAAACAAGAUGAUCCAGAUUAUUUGACAUUGUUUGAAGCUCAUCAGAGGAGAUUAGAGGAUGGUGGCUCACAAGCACCAGGUCAGGGGUACUAA